Molecule: messenger RNA, 1194 nt
Organism: Glycine soja
Lineage: Eukaryota; Viridiplantae; Streptophyta; Magnoliopsida; Fabales; Fabaceae
Exons: 6
Coding region: 102-1007 (301 amino acids)
Biological process (GO): biosynthetic process
Cellular component (GO): cytoplasm
Molecular function (GO): isomerase activity
Source: RefSeq, a predicted model, not a curated record
UGAUAAAAAAAGUAUAGUUUAAAAUUGUACAUUAUUGAUGAAGUGAUAAAUGGCAGAGAAAGAUGUUGGUGGUGGCGGCUUGACUCGAGACAUCUGUUGGUAUGUCAAUGGCAAAGAAACCCGUGAAAUACUAUGUGGUGGACGCGUUUACUGAGUCAGCAUUCAAGGGGAACCCUGCAUCUGUGUGUUUCUUAGAGGAAGAGAGAGAUGAGGAGUGGCUGCAAGCAGUAGCCGCUGAAUUCAAUAUCUCUGAGACUUGUUACUUAUCACGCAUCACCCACUCGCUCCAUGGAACCUCUAAUCCCCGUUUUCGUCUCAGAUGGUUUACUCCUGUUGCUGAGGUUAAACUUUGUGGUCAUGCCACAUUAGCUGCUGCGCACGCACUAUUUUCAUCUGAUUUGGUGGAUACCGAUGUUAUUGAAUUUGUGACACUAUCUGGAGUAUUAACUGCCAAAAAGAUCUCAGCGAUCCAUAUCACCAGUGCCUCAGACACACAAAACGGUGCUCAGGAUGGAUUUUAUAUUGAAUUGGAUUUUCCGGUUGAUCCUGUUACAGAAUUCAGCUUUGAUGAGAGUACUUCACUACUUUCUGAGGCAUUGAACGGUGCAUCCAUAAUUGAUGUAAAGAGGACACAAAUUGGAGAUGACUUACUUGUUGAACUCACAUCUGUAAAAGCUGUCUCAGAACUACAGCCAAAACUUGAUGCAAUAGUUAGAUGUCCUGGAAGGGGGGUAAUUGUUUCAGCGAUUGCUCCUCCAGGCUCGGGAUUUGACUUCUAUAGUCGAUUCUUCUGCCCAAAAUUGGGAAUCAAUGAGGAUCCUGUUUGUGGGAGUGCACAUUGUGCAUUAGCAUCUUAUUGGAGCAACAAGCUUGGGAAGUUCGAUUUGAAUGCUUAUCAGGCAUCACCCAGAGGGGGAGUUCUCAAUAUUCAUCUUGAUGAACAUAUCCAGAGAGUGCUUUUGCGUGGGAAGGCUGUUACGGUGAUGGAAGGCUGUGUUCUGGUCUAGUCGGGUUCUUAGCAUUGCACCAAAGUAUCUUUCAGAUGACAAGAACUGUAAUUGAAAUACUCAACUUUUACAAUAUUUUUAUCACAUAAAAUGGACCUCCGAGCAUUAUGCUUUUGACAUACACAAAUAAGAAUGUUCAAUAUAGUGCAUGUCUGGUUUCAAUUUGAAAACUUAUGCAUUUCGAUAA